ACUCACUUGAUCUCACUAUACUCUGCGUUAAGUGCGACAUGUGGCGCUCCACAAACGUUGCCAUUUUUAGCUCUUCAUCCUAGAGCUCAGUCCUAAAGUUACACUCCACUCGCUAUGACGCCUCCCGAUCGGUCCCAAUGGAAGCGCGUGGACGUCGUCGUGCCUGCAGGUCCCUUGGGUCUCAUCGUGAGUAAGAGUCCGAUAGGUGAGGGCCACGUCAUCGUGGACGGCUUCCGUCCUGUGGGCGCGGGCGAGCCUGGAGCUCUUGAGAAACACGGCGAGAUCGGCCCCAACUCGCUCUUGUUGGGCGUAAAUGCGCACGACUUCACGGACGCCGCAGCCUGUUGGAGCUUCGAGAAGAUCCGCGAGAUCCUCGUCAGCACCAGCGGCGCCGAGCGCGUCGUACGCUUCCUCGUGCCUCCUCCGCCUCCUGCCGUGCAGUUCGAGGAGAUCGCGGCGCAUGAAGGCGGCAAACGCUUUGCUGACGUGUACACACUGGGCAAGGAGCUCGGAGCGGGUACGUUCUCAGUAGUGAGGGAGGCUACGCACAAGACGACGGGUGAGCGCUUCGCUAUCAAGUGCAUUAAGCGGUCGCAAUUGUCAGCGGACGAUCUCCAAGCUCUGGUAGCCGAAGUGAAAAUCUUGCGGGAGAUGCAACACCCGCAUAUUGUCAAGCUGUACGACGUUUACCAAGAGGAAAAAUACUUUUUCCUAGUCACCGAAUACAUGCCAGGAGGUGAACUAUUCGAGCGGAUCGUCAAGAAGAACUUUUACUCGGAAAGAGAAGCCCGAGACCUCGUCAAAGUUCUGCUGGAAACCAUCGCCUUCUGUCACGACGCCGACGUUGUCCACCGAGACUUGAAACCUGAAAACCUGCUGCUUAGCAGCGCCGAGGACGACGCAGACAUCAAACUCGCGGACUUUGGGUUCGCUAAGAAGGCGAUUCAGAACGGUGACGCAGGGCUGUCGACCGCGUGUGGCACGCCUGGAUAUGUGGCGCCCGAGAUCUUGAUGUCCAAGCCAUACGGCAAGGAAGUGGACAUCUGGAGUAUCGGUGUCAUUACAUACAUUCUGCUGUGUGGAUAUCCUCCGUUCCACCAUGACAACCAGGGAGUGUUGUUCCGACUCAUUAAGGCUGGACGCUACGAGUUCGACUCGCCCUAUUGGGACGACGUGUCGGCCGAGGCCAAAGAUCUCAUCAGUAAGAUGCUCAUCUUGAAGCCUAGCGAGCGCUGGACGGCGCGUCAGCUGCUGGAACACCCGUGGAUCGCUGGAGACGCGGUCAAGGACGUGCAGCUCACCACGGCGCUCGAGGAACUGCGCAAGUUCAACGCGCGUCGGAAGUUCCGCGCUGCAGUUAGCACAGUCAAGGCCACGAUUUCGCUCACCAAGGCGCUGACGCUUGGCGGCAGUCCGCGUAGCAGCAAGGACAGCGAGGAUGAAGGGGAACAGCGGACGCAGAGUGCUCCUGCUGUCGUGAACGGCUCGGCUGUGCCGCCCCCGGCGCCUAUGGAUACAGCUUCUCAGUAGAUAGGAUCAAGCGGUCGCUUUGCAUGCUUGUGGGGCAGGUCGAAUACAUACUACUUCAACACUUGAAGACACAGUACCGCUUCAUGUGUGUGCGGUAAGAAAAACAAAGAGUGAUGGUCAAAAUGAAAAUAACGUUGUGUCGAAGGAUGAGGUCGUGAGGCAAUUUGCAGUUCUGGAAAUAGAUUGAGGACAAUGAAGUGAAGAUUUAGAACUGACAUUUCACUC
Phytophthora nicotianae INRA-310 is the source of this 1755-nucleotide messenger RNA. Its product is annotated as CAMK protein kinase. Bases 115 to 1530 code for a protein of 471 amino acids. The record is from RefSeq and is a predicted model, not a curated record. NCBI's taxonomy places the organism in Eukaryota, Oomycota, Peronosporomycetes, Peronosporales, Peronosporaceae. The transcript has a single exon. Gene Ontology annotation, molecular function: protein kinase activity; ATP binding. Gene Ontology annotation, biological process: protein phosphorylation.